Molecule: messenger RNA, 1672 nt
Organism: Alosa alosa (allis shad)
Lineage: Eukaryota; Metazoa; Chordata; Actinopteri; Clupeiformes; Clupeidae
Gene: smyd1a
Product: SET and MYND domain containing 1a
Exons: 10
Coding region: 101-1567 (488 amino acids)
Cellular component (GO): nucleus
Molecular function (GO): protein binding
Source: RefSeq, a predicted model, not a curated record
AGCGUCAGUGUGUGGAUCCUGCACGGAGCAGUAGCCGGCGUCUUCAUCUCAGUAGCCAGUGACCCCCCACCCUCGUGGAUUUCUCCCCAACAGCAACACGAUGACCCUGGAGAAGGCUGACCCCGUGGAGGUGUUCGACGCCGGGUCCAAGGGCCGAGGCUUGCGCACCACCAAGGCGCUGGUGGCCGGGGACGUCGUCUUCACAGAGGCCAGCUACGCCGCCGUGGUCUUCGACAGUCUGGCUCUGCAGGUAUGCCACAACUGCUUCCGUCGGCAGGCCAGCCCCCACCGCUGUGCCCAGUGCAAGUUUGCCCACUACUGCGACCGCACAUGCCAGAAGGCAGCUUGGGACGAACACAAGAGGGAGUGCUCCGCCAUCAAGACAGCGGGAAAGGCCCCCAAAGAGAACAUCCGCCUUGUGGCUCGUGCCAUGUGGCGCAUGCAGAAGUACGGGGGCCGAGUGUCGGACAGCCAGUUGACCACACUGGACCUACUGCAGGAUCACGUGUCGGACAUGGUGGAUGAGGACGUGAAGGAGCUGCAAGACGAUGUCCAGAAAUUUCUGGAGUACUGGCCCAAGGCCAACCGGGCCGUCGGUACAGAGUACAUCUCACACCUCUUAGGAGUGAUCAAAGUGAAUGGCUUCACCCUGAGUGACCAGAGAGGGCUUCAGGCUGUCGGCGUCGGUCUCUUCCCCAACCUGUGUCUGGUCAACCAUGACUGCUGGCCAAACUGCACUGUUAUCCUCAACCAUGGCAAUCAGUCAGCUCUGGACUCUGCAUUACACUCCCAGAGAAGAAUCGAGCUGCGUGUGCUCAGCCCUAUCAAAGAGGGCGAGGAGCUGAGCGUGUCCUAUGUGGACUUCCUGAACCUGGCCCAGGACCGGCAGAAGCUGUUGAGGAAGCAGUACUACUUCGACUGCAAGUGCGAGCACUGCAGCAAGGGUAUCAAGGACGACCUCAUGAAGGCCACCACGGAUGGAGAGAAGAAGCCCACAGCAGAACAGGUCAAGGAGGUGACCGACUUCACCAUGAAGGCUCUGGGAAAGAUCGAGGACGCGCGCGUUACUGGGGACUUUGAAGAGGUGGUGAAGUUGUGCCGCGAGUGCCUACAGAAGCAGGAAGGUGUGCUGGCCGACACACACCUGCAGCACCUGAGGAUACUAAGCACCGCCAGCGAGGUGUUCUCUUUCAUGCAGGACUUCAAGGAGGCCGCGAGCUGCGCCAGCCGCAUGGUGCACGGAUACGAGAAGCUGUACCAUCCAAACAACGCCCAGCUGGGCAUGGCCAUCAUGCGGGCAGGGGUCACCAACUGGCACGCGGGGCUCAUCGAGGUGGGCCACGCCAUGAUCUGCCAGGCCUUCGCCAUCCUCAUGGUCACCCACGGGUCACAACACCCCAUCACAAAAGACCUGGAGACGAUGCGCUCCCAGACGGAGCUGGAGCUGAAGAUGUUCAGGCAGAACGAGAAGGUGUACCAGAGCGUGAGGAAGGCUGCGCUGGAUGGCCAGCCAUUGACCGAGCCAGUCAAGGAGCAGGUCAAGGAGCUCGUGCAGGGCGCCAAAUAAAUAGGCACUCGUAGUCACACACACACACGUAGUCACACACACACACACGCAAACACUCACACACACACACACACACACACACACACACACACAUAAACACACACA